GAUUUUCCAAGCAGGCUUCUGUACUUGGUAGCAGCUGAUUGGCUGCUAUCAAAGUUGAGUUGGACUGCUAAGCCAGUCAACUGUGAAAACUCAGCUCAGGAUUCAGUCUUCUUUCUCAGUCUAUACAGGAAGAAUACUUGGGGAAAGAAAAGUGCAACUAACUGGACAUCCCAUUAAGAGGCACAUCAGCAGGAAGCCAGAUAAGAAGUGGAGCAGCCAGGACUUAAACCAGUGCCCACAUGGGAUACUGGCACUGCAAGCAGCAGUUCCACCUGCUACGCCACAGCGCCGGCCCCAGGAACAAAUAUUUCAGUGGCCAGAGAUGAUCUUGGGCUAAAGUCUGUGCCUUUUCUCCUAUCAUGUGAUGACCACUCAAAGAAGAUGGAAUCACCAUUUAUAUAUGUUAUCAUUUUACUUUUGAGCAUAUUUGAAUCCUUAUCAGGAAUAGAUUACAAUAAAGGUGAUAUGGGGAAACACUUUGCUUGUUCUAGCCAAGGGUUCCCCAAAGAAAAUGAAAUGAUCAAGUUGUAUCUGUCCACAGAGAACUUGAAAAUCCAGUGUUUUUUCCAAACUGAAAAUGAGCUAUCUUCAAAGGAUGUGAUAAGUGUGUUCACAUCAGGAGGACUGGCACCCAGCUUGGGAAUCAUAAAUAGUACAUAUAAUGGCAUCUUCCACUUUAAUUUAACUUUGUUCAGUGAUCAAGUGCUCUGGUUAAUUGAUAUUCCUAGAGAAAACAUCACAAGAAACACAGAUGUUGCAGCUGUAGAAGAAUGGUUGGUAAGGAUCACUUUACACCAUGGAUUAAAUAUUUAUGCCACAGAAGGGACUCUACUGGACAGUGUUAGAGAACCCAUUCUGCAGUGGAGUCUUGGGACUGUGAUGGCGCAAAGCGAGGUCAAUAAAUUAUCUCCACAUGUGGUAGAUCUCAAAGCAGCAAAAUGCCCCUGUGCCAACGAUGUGGCGUUACUUGGCUUCAUUUUGAAUACCACAUACAAUGGUGUUUACAUAGGCCUAAGUUUUUCUGGAUUUUGGAAUUAUCAUGAUACCAAAUGGUAUGACAUGACAGAUACUAUCUAUUCCCAACUUCGAGAAGAACACACAGACCUUACACUGAUAGAUAUGGCUUUAACCAAUCAUUUUUUAGUUAUCCUUACCUCCUUGGGUCUUUUUAUAAGUGAAGAUCUUCGUUAUCCAACACCCCAACACUUACAGCUUUCAAGGGCAGACUUUUGUGGUUUUGAAAGGGUCGACUAUGUUAAAGGAAAACUGUGGUACAAUGAAAGAUGUUUUGCUAACAGAGAACACUUUGAAGUGGAUUACGUUACUGUCACCUUUGACAGGAACCGAACCCUCAGUGAGUCAAGUGCCUGUUUUUAUAGUAAAGAACCAUUUCUUGAAUGGCAGCCUUGCUUACCUCACAUUUUAAAAGGAGUGAAAAGCGCCCCUUCAAGUGUCAUCACCUUUCUUGUUGACCAAGAGCGUGACACUGGAGUCUACCUCUUCCAUAACCGGAUCCAGAACAUCGCUACUGCCUCCGUGAACAUCCUAAACAAUAGCAAGCCAAAUCUGCUCCCGAAAUUCCCACUCUUCCAGUUUCCUUCCUCAUUCUCUUCUCCCGUGGGAAUGAUAUUCCAUCCCCGAAGUCACUUUCUGUACGCCUAUGGCAAUCAGGUUUGGCUUUCACUGGACGGCGGCAACACUUUCAAGUUGAUAGCUGACUUCCAUGGUGACAUCAUAACGAAGACGUAUCACAGUUUUUAUACUUCUGAUAUCACUUUUGUCUCCCAGAGCGGAAAGGUGUACUUGACAAAGGCAGGAUUAAGCAAAUACACUAAGAUUGGAAAUGUUGCCGAUAAAAUCUUCACAUUAUACUAUGACCACUUGGGAUUCAUACAUAAACUGACUCCAGAUCACUUUGAAGCUGGCAGGUCAAUCUCCACCUUAGAAAAUUCUAGAAGUAUUUUUGGACAGGCUCCUGAUAUGGGCUUUGAGACUGCACUAGCUCCCCAGUAUAUCUCCUUAAACGAAAUGCUCUUUUUUGCAUACGUACCUCUGAAUGAGCCUCCGGAAACUGUCCACACCAAGAAAUUCAAGAAUAUUCACUAUGGAAAACUGAUACGCUCCAGGAAAACUGGAACAGCUUACAUAAGAAAGAUAUUGCAACAUGAGAUUCCCACAGGAUUUUUGUCCUCGGUUAUUACAGAAAUGAUAGAUCCUUUUGGAAUAGAGGAAGUCAAUGAGAGCUCGUGUUUGUCCAGCUCCCUUUAUAUUAAUCAGUCUGGAAACUUCUCCUAUAAACUUACUCUUGACCCCCAAAAUGCUAAAGCCUUAUUUCAAGAUACAGACAUAGAGAAGACGGUGGUGAUUCCUGGUCACAGCAGCUUCCUAAUCACCAGCAUUUUAGAUGGGAAGAAUGCUUUAGCUAUCGCUACCAUGCCUAACAGGGUCCCCAACAAUGUGACCUUUCUAAAGGACUCCUGGUUCUUGUACAACUUCGGGCAAAGGAAUGGACGGACGUGGAAUAUAUACUCAAAGCCGUGUAAUUACUGGCUUCAGCAAUCUGAUGAUUCAACAUCCCUCAACAUCGUGAAAUACGUUGACCUGGGGAACUCCCAGAAUUUAGAGGUUAAGAUCAUACCUAAUACAAAAGGGCUGCGCAUACUUGAAACACCGCUGGUGGAAGUAUUGGUUGGGGACCCAACUUUGCUAGAAGUUAAAGCCAAAGGCAUUUUUGAUGAUGCUGACAGUUACAUUAUGGAAAUUUCUGUAGUCAGCAGAGCUUUACGUCAGGGUUCGACGUCGCUGGCACUGGUCGUCUGGGAAGCAGCGACAGAAUGCUUUGUUACAACGAUCGUGCCCACGCUGAAGAGCAGCUGCAGUUACCUCCGAGCCAUGCGCCACAUUCCGAGCGAAUCCAUCCCAGUGGAAGACUGGAUCCAAGGAGUCCACAGAGACAGCCAGGGUUUCAACAUGAUCAAAACUCUGCCGGUAAACUACAGGCCCCCAUCUAAUAUGGGAAUUGCUAUUCCACUUACAGAUAAUUUUUAUCAUGCAGAUCCUAGCCAACCCAUACCAAGAAAUCUAUUUCACAAGUCAAAGGAAGCUGGUAAAUACAAACAGUGUGCAAAUGUGUCCACCCGGGAGGAGUGUAACUGCACAGACGCCCAGAAGUUGUCGUAUGCUGUCGCUUUCUCCGACUGCAGAGAGAAAGUUCCUCGUUUUAAGUUUCCAGUCACACAAUAUCCAGUUUCUUUGAAAAUUUUCAAUGAGUCUGUACUUAUCCCAGUGAAAUCUCCAUAUCUGGUUACUGUGACUGAAGUGAAUUUGAGGAAAAACUGGCAGCUAAAACACUCCGUGCCAGUAAAGAUUAAAAAGCUGAAAAACUACUUAGAACCACUUCUGCAUGCUUCAGUAUAUAACCCUUUAGGUCUCAACUUAAGUAUAAAGGGCUCUGAGCUUUUUCACUUCAGAGUAUCCGUUGUCCCAGGGGUCACCUUCUGUGACUUGGUUGAAGAAUUUCAGAUCUACGUGGAUGACGCACCCCUGCCAUUCCCAGGACACACGCUCAUCGCUGUCGCUGCCGCCGUGGUGCUGGGGGGCUUAAUUUUCACAGCGUUUAUGUUUCAACUGCGUGACAUCCACCCGUGGAGUACGUUCUGGAAAUGGAUGAGGACCAGAAUGAGUGCCGCUUAGCUGUCACAUACGGAGGUCUGGAGAGCGGACCAAAGAAAACCCCAAGUUCUUUUUAUUUCCUAGUUUUACUAAGCGAUUCCUAGAACGGUAUAUUUGAAUUUUAAAUAUGCAGUCAAGAUAAAAUACUACAGAAUUACCAUUGCACUCAGGUGUCUC
This is a messenger RNA of Oryctolagus cuniculus (rabbit), 3849 nucleotides long. The record is from RefSeq and is a predicted model, not a curated record. NCBI's taxonomy places the organism in Eukaryota, Metazoa, Chordata, Mammalia, Lagomorpha, Leporidae.